This is a messenger RNA of Phaeoacremonium minimum UCRPA7, 990 nucleotides long. RefSeq names its product putative upf0041 domain-containing protein. The record is from RefSeq and is a predicted model, not a curated record. Bases 1 to 990 code for a protein of 329 amino acids. The transcript has 9 exons. Gene Ontology annotation, biological process: mRNA splicing, via spliceosome; pyruvate import into mitochondria. Gene Ontology annotation, cellular component: U5 snRNP; U4 snRNP; U4/U6 x U5 tri-snRNP complex. NCBI's taxonomy places the organism in Eukaryota, Fungi, Ascomycota, Sordariomycetes, Togniniales, Togniniaceae. Gene Ontology annotation, molecular function: RNA binding.
AUGGCGUCCGGCAACAAGCAGGGCAAGAUGGCCGGCUACAUCAACUACCGGAUGAGAGUUACCUUGAACGAUGGCCGUCAGAUGACCGGGCAGAUGCUGGCUUUCGACAAGCACAUGAACCUAGUUCUUGCCGAUACCGAAGAAUUUCGACGCAUUAAGAAGAAGCAGAACAAGCCUGCAGCUCCCGGCGCAGCAAGCUCAUCAGGCCAGACUAUCGAACAGGAAGAGAAACGAACUCUAGGUCUAACAAUUGUUCGCGGUGCUCAUAUUGUCUCGUUAUCCGUCGAGUCUCCCCCGCCAGCGGAUCCUAGUGCUCGCUUGGGCAAGACUUCUGGUGGAGGCAUUUCAUCGACUCUCGCAGCUGGCCCUGGUGUUGCGCGUCCGGCUGGCCGAGGUGCUGCUCCCCCUAUGUCUCUCGCUGGCCCUGCUGCUGGUGUUGGAGCUGGCGCGCCUCCUGCAGGCUUCCCUGGAUUCCCUGGCGCACCUGGAUUUGGAGGCAGAGGUGGUCCUGGCGCACCGCCUGGAUUCCCUGGUGGUUUCCCUCCUGCCGGUUUCCCUCCCGGACCAGCACAAGCCGUCAAAAUGGCAGCCUUUGUCAAAGCUAUCAACGCGAAGAUUCGCUCAAACCCAGUCACCGACUAUGUCUGCUCAACACAUUUCUGGGGUCCAGUAUCGAACUUCGGUAUUCCCAUCGCAGCUGUCAUGGACACGCAAAAGAGUCCUGAACUAAUCUCUGGGCCCAUGACCUUUGCCCUCUGCAUCUACUCCGCGACCUUUAUGCGCUACUCCAUGGCCGUCACUCCGAAGAACUACCUCCUGUUCCUGUGCCACUUCGUCAACGAGGGCGCCCAGCUGACACAGGGCUACCGAUUCUUGGACUACAACAGAUGGGGAGGCAAGGAGAAGCUGGGCGUGCAGGGAGCUCUGGACACGGCUAAGGGCGAGGCGAAGAAGGUUGAAGGUCAGGUCAAGGAAGCCAUAAGCAAAUAA